GAAGAAAAAGAAGAAGAAGAAGAGGAAGAAAAAAAAGAGGACGAAGAAGAGAAAGAAAAGAAGGAAGAAGAAGAAGAAGAAGACGCGAUGUUACCUGUUAGGUGCAGCUACGAGGAGGCGCGACGACGUAGACGACGACGAGGAAGAAAAGAAGUAAAUCAUCUUUGUGAAUCGAUCUGAUCGACAAAGUUACUUUAACUUUCUUUCGUUUAUUUUUUCCCCUUUUAUUUCUUUCUUUCUUUAUUUAUUUAUUUAUUGAUUAAUUGAUUGACUGACUGAUUGGUUGAUUGAUUGAUUGAUUGAUUGAUUGAUUGAUUGAUUGAUUUUCCUUUUCUUUUGUUUUUUUUUUUUUAAAUUAAUCCGUUUUUCCCUUUUCAUUUCCGUUUUUGUUUUCCUCCUCGUUCUAACAUCUCUCUAACCAACCGGCCCAGGCCCUCUCCUCCUCUUCUUCCACCAACCCCCACAUUGAUCUCCUCUCGUCAAUCUCUUUUCCCUUCCUUCUUCUUCCCUACCCGAUUAUCUCUCGAAUAACACGAGUUAUAUCUCUAUUCGCGAGGAGAAAGUAAAUCCGUAAGAAUUUACAACGUCCAAACCAAUAAUAAGUGAUACCGAUGUGUUCGCAAGUUUAAAAGAAAAACCCGUGUGUUUCUUUCUUGCUUAAGGAUUUAAUCGAGUUCUGUUCUUUCUUUUUUUUUUUCUUUCUUUCUUUCCUUCUUUCUUUCUUUCUUUUCUUUUCCCUUGUUCUUUUUUCGGAUAUGUCGCGCGAGGACGCGACGAUUCGAUCGGUGCAAUCGAGAAAAGGUGCGAGAAAGAAGUGAUAGUGAAAGACGUGAGGAUAGAAAAAAGAAAGAGGAAGCGUGUAAGAAAAAAAGGAAGAGAAAAAGAAAGAAAGAGGGAGGAAAUAGGCUUAGGAAAGCCGGUGUAAUAAAGAUAGAAAAUCAAGGUUCAAAAGGGAACCCGCGAAUUCGCGGGAUAAACUAUUCAACCUGGCGGACCAAGAAGAAAGUGGUUCGGCUGCGAUGCAGGGCAAGGAAAGCCCCGUCGGGUCCAACACCCAGGAGACUCAUCAGUAUGUCGGUCCUUAUCGCCUCGAAAAGACCUUGGGUAAAGGGCAGACCGGAUUGGUCAAACUGGGCGUCCACUGCGUGUUGGGCAAGAAGGUGGCGAUCAAGAUCAUCAACCGCGAAAAAUUGUCGGAGUCCGUGUUGAUGAAAGUUGAACGCGAGAUCGCCAUUAUGAAGCUGAUAGAUCAUCCCCAUGUUCUCGGCCUUUCGGACGUUUACGAGAAUAAGAAAUAUCUGUACCUCGUUCUGGAACACGUCUCAGGUGGAGAGCUCUUCGAUUAUCUGGUUAAGAAGGGCAGAUUAACGCCGAAAGAGGCCAGAAGAUUUUUUCGACAAAUCAUUUCCGCAUUAGACUUUUGCCAUAGCCAUAGCAUAUGUCAUAGAGAUUUAAAGCCUGAAAAUUUGUUAUUGGACGAGAAGAACAAUAUUAAGAUAGCGGACUUUGGGAUGGCGUCGUUGCAACCAGCGGGUUCGAUGUUAGAAACCAGCUGUGGCUCGCCUCAUUAUGCCUGUCCAGAAGUGAUCAGAGGAGAAAAAUACGAUGGUAGGAAAGCAGACGUAUGGUCAUGCGGUGUUAUACUUUAUGCACUUUUAGUUGGAGCUUUACCCUUCGACGACGAUAAUCUAAGAAAGUUAUUAGAGAAAGUUAAACGCGGAGUGUUUUACAUACCGCAUUUCGUACCACCGGAAUGCCAGAAUCUACUUCGAGGAAUGAUAGAGGUUGAUCCGGACAAAAGAUUAACGCUUGCUGAAAUAAACAGGCACGUAUGGGUAACAGCGGCGGGGAAAGGGGAAUUAGAGUUGGAAUUAUCGAUGAUGGACGUGGUGCAGACGCACGUUAUUCCGUCCGUUGACGCCAUCGAUCCCGAUGUCUUGCAAGCGAUCGCCAGUUUGGGAUGUUUUAAAGAACGAGAUAAAUUAAUUCAAGAACUUCUUAGUCCGAAUCAUAACACGGAGAAAGUGAUAUACUUUCUCUUGCUCGAAAGAAAACGAAGAAGGCCAGCAUGCGAAGACGAGCUGGAGGUAAUGAGAGGUGGUGUAAGAGGAACUGGGGGACAAUUGGAAGCCGAUCCACCAAGAAAACGAGUGGACACGUGUCGUGUUAACGGCAGUACUGCGUUAAAUCUUGGACAAAUUAGUCAUGGUUCCCCUUUGACACCCAGAAGACAAUCGAGUACGAGGCAUCACGCACGACGGUCGCCAAGUACCGGAUGUCAUACGCACGCAUCUCACUCGCACGCAUCGACACCUGGUGGUUCACCGUUACACGUACCAAACGUGCCAGGUCUUCUAAGUCCACACAGAUCGGUGCCAACCUCUCACAUAAGUCAAACGGGUAGUCCGCAUCGACUUUCGGCUGUAACCACUACCGGUGGAAAUGGUACUCCUCCGAGUCAAGGGGUGCCAACUCCAACUCCGGCCCUGGCCAACGUCGGGAUCGAAUUGAACGAUGUUCAACCCGUUCGUUUUACAGUGGUCGCAGUUGGUGUUACACCACCAGGCUCGCCACAUACUGGCGCAGGUUCCGGCGCUUACCAUUGGAGAUCUCGAUUGACCACAUUGAAGAAUUCCUUCCUGGGUAGUCCCAGAUUCCAUCGUCGUAAAUUGCUCACUAGUACGGAAGAGGUACAUCUAACACCGGAAUCCUCGCCAGAAUUAACGAAAAGAUCAUGGUUUGGUAGUCUAAUGACGACCGAAAAAGACGAGACAUUUACAGUUCUCGUCAAAGGGAAACCAUUGGCCAGCGUGAAAGCCGAUUUGAUUCACGCUUUUUUGUCGAUAGCCGAACUAUCGCACAGUGUGAUUUCACCGAUGUCGUUCAGAGUAGAAUAUAAAAAGGGUAGCACGGCACCAGCCAUGUUUCAAAGGCAGGUCCGAUUUCAAGUUGACAUAAGCGGUAUUACGAAGCAGUCUAACGAGCCACUAUUCGCCAUUACUUUUACGUUAUUAAGUGGAAAUAUUCGAAGAUUUAGGAGGGUCUGCGAACACAUACAAUCGCAAGUAUGUUCUAGAAACGUCGGUUUGAAUUUAACCGGACAAACCAGAGCAGCACCACCGAGUCCAAGAGCAUCUAGAAAGUUUGCCACGGAAAUGAGCGAAAGUUCUAGCUGCGGAAGUGACACCAGCGAAAGGCUAUUUCUCAGUCCUCAUCCCGCUACCAGACAGGUAGUCUGUUUCAACAAGAUCGACUCGGAUAUGGAAUCGGACACAUCAGUGUUCGAUGUGAAGUCACCUACGCGCGAAAAUGGCCGAAGAAGUUCGACGUCGACCAACAACAACAAUCCUUUACCUGGCGACUCAACACCGACACCAGGUAGUCCACCUAAAGCGGUUCGAAGUAAUUCCGAAAGUCAAAACACACCGGAAAAAAAGUGCGUCACGACGAUGAGCGGCAACAACAUAGCGUGAUACUAUCAGAACUUACGCUUCGAAUUCCGAUCGAGUCUGAAGAAUAUCUGGGACAGUGCUCAGAGGUUUUGGUGAGAUAGACAGAAAGAAAAACAGAUAGACAGGCAGAGAGAAAGAGAGAAAGAAAGAGAAAGAAAGAGAGAGAGAGAGAGAGAGACAGAGAGAAAGAGAGAAAGAGAGAAAGACAGACAGAGAGAUAGAGAGAAGACCGUCGUAUUUUUUUCAAGAUCGACCAGAACAGUAACAGAUCGUCAGAGCUGAGACAUCAGAGCUGAAGAAGAAGAAGAAAAUAGGGAAAAAAUUGGAUACAAAACCAAAAACUCUCAUAUUGAUGUUGGGGAAGGUCGGAAGGAUUCAGAAAUAGUUCAUUAAAAACUUUUAGAAGAAAAAAGAAACAAGAACAAAAAAGACAAAAAUACUAGAAAGCUCAAUUAUUUCAAACGUUACCAGAUGCAUAUAUAUAUAUAUAUAUAUAUAUAUAUAUAUAUCGAGUGGAAAGAAAAACAUUUGAAACUUUUCUGAAACAAAACUCACAGUAGAAAAGAAUAAGAGGACGAAGAGGAACUAAAAGAGGACCAGAACAACUUCUUAAAUGAGAUGAUGGAUUUUUGUUGUUUCAGGAUAUUACAGUUCCGCGUUCCACAGCGAGAAAAGUACGUAAAAAGAAUUAUGUAAAAGCCGAAAUGUUCACUGCCGCUAAGAACUAUCGAGUUCGAGCUGGCAAAUCAAUUGUCGUUCGAAUCGAAGCGAUCGAAUUCAAAAUUUCUAGUCAAGAGACGUAAACUUUUAAUGAUUCAUGUAUGUCUUUUCGUUUAUAACACGCUCCCCGACGUUGUUCUUCUUAGAUUUUUUGUUUCUCUCUUUCUUUCUCCUUUUUUUCUAAUUCUCUGAGAUAUAACGAUUUUUUGCUUUUUAUAAAGAGCGAAUAAAUGAAGGAACUCAUGGAAAACAACAAAAAUAUCAAUCAAAUCAAAAAAAAAAUAAAAA
Vespula pensylvanica (western yellowjacket) is the source of this 4460-nucleotide messenger RNA. RefSeq names its product serine/threonine-protein kinase BRSK2 (gene sff). Lineage: Eukaryota; Metazoa; Arthropoda; Insecta; Hymenoptera; Vespidae. Gene Ontology annotation, molecular function: tau-protein kinase activity; ATP binding; protein serine/threonine kinase activity. The transcript is spliced from 13 exons. Bases 1020 to 3473 code for a protein of 817 amino acids. Gene Ontology annotation, biological process: protein phosphorylation; intracellular signal transduction; microtubule cytoskeleton organization. Gene Ontology annotation, cellular component: cytoplasm. The record is from RefSeq and is a predicted model, not a curated record.